AUGUUCGACCUCGCCGAAUCUGACCUUGUACAACACAAAGUCCGCGCAUGGCACCAGCGCUUUGGAGAUAUUUUCUAUACGAAAAUAGGUGGCACAGACUACGUUUGGCUGUCUAACAUCUACUCGUCCCGGCCGUCGCUCCCGCUGGCUCAAGAUGUUGCCAGCGCGGGUCGUCGACAGCUUUUCAUGGCAUACGGGCCCCAGUGGCGCCAACUGCGCAAGCACAGCCAUGCUCUUCUCAACCUGAAAGCAGCAGAGAAGUACCAACACAUCCAGGACUUUGAGUCAAAACAAGUCAUGAGAGACCUGCUGGAAAGACCCGAUAUGUUCUACGACAUCAACAGACGAUACUCCGCAUCAGUCAUCAUGCUGCUUUGUUACGGCUAUAGGAUUUCGUCGUUUGAGGAUCCCCUCAUCAAAAAGAUCUACACUGUGCUAAAUAACCUAACAGAAAUCACUGCCCCCGGCGCCCACGCAGUAGAUAGUUUCCCAUCAUUAGCUGUUCUGCCACAGUUCCUGCUUGGAAAUUGGUACACCUAUGCCAGAGAAGUCCACAACCACGAUAGAAAGGUGUAUAUGGAGUUGUGGGAACAGCUAAAGAAGGAGGUGGAUGAAGGCAAGGCAGCGGAUUGUUUUUGUCGAGACUUCUAUCUUUCUGAUCCGGCUGAGAAUGGGAUCGACAAUCUCCUUGCCGCCUAUACCUGCGGAGGCCUGGUAGAGGCCGGCUCGGAGACCACGGCGACCACGCUGAACAACUGGAUGUUGGCAAUGACGUGUUUCCCAGAGGCUUUGAAGAAGGCACAAGCAGAAGUCGACAGCGUCGUCGGAAGCGAAAGGCUCCCAACGUUCUCUGACGAGCCGAACUUGCCAUACGUGCGAGCCAUGAUCAAAGAAGUGAUGCGCUGGCGGCCCGUCAACAAGUUUGGAAUGUUCCAUGCAACCAGCGAAGAUGACUGGUACGAAGGAUACUUUAUUCCUAAGGGCACUACAGCCCCCCUUCCUGCCGCGAAUUACGUCAACUGCCCUGACCCAUAUGACCGAGAUCAUUUCACGUAUGGCGCAGGACGGCGGGUUUGUCCCGGCAUUCAUGUCGCGGAGCGCUCGCUAUUUAUUAACAUAGCCCGGGUCAUUUGGGGAUUUGAUAUUGGCAAAAGAAGAAGUGCUACUGGCGAGGAAAUCGAGCCCACCACCAAGAUGGUGCCAGGCUUUUUAAGCGUUCCUCUGCCGUUUGAGUGCACAAUCAAGCCGCGGUCGAUGAGACAAGCGCAGAAAAUCCGGGAUGAGUUCGCAAAGGCGGAGAAAGACGGAGUGCGUUGA
Messenger RNA from Diaporthe batatas, 1317 nucleotides. RefSeq lists its product as uncharacterized. Gene Ontology annotation, molecular function: oxidoreductase activity, acting on paired donors, with incorporation or reduction of molecular oxygen; monooxygenase activity; heme binding. The record is from RefSeq and is a predicted model, not a curated record. Bases 1 to 1317 code for a protein of 438 amino acids. NCBI's taxonomy places the organism in Eukaryota, Fungi, Ascomycota, Sordariomycetes, Diaporthales, Diaporthaceae. The transcript has 3 exons.